AUGCCACAACCGAAAGUUCAACGGACUCCUCUCUCUCUCUCUCUCUCUCUCUCUCUCUCUCUCCGUUCCUCUCUCUCUCUCUCUCUCUCACUCCCUUUCUCUCUCUCUCACUCUCCCUUUCUCUCUCUCACUCUCCCUUUCUCUCUCUCCCUUUCUCUCUCCCUUUCUCUUUCUCUCUCUCACUCUCCCUUUCUCUCUCUCUCCCUUUCUCUCUCUCACUCUCCCUUUCUCUCUCUCUCAAUUUCCAUUUCUCUCUUUCCCUUUCUCUCUCUCUCUCUCUCUCACUUUCCCUUUCUCUCUCUCACUCUCCCUUUCUCUCUCUCACUCUCCCUUUCUCUCUCUCUUUCCCUUUCUCUCUCUCCCUUUCUCUCUCUCUCACUUUCCCUUUCUCACUCUCCCUUUCUCUCUCUCUCACUCUCCCUUUCUCUCUCUCUUUCCCUUUCUCUCUCUCUCCCUUUCUCUCUCUCUCCUUUCUCUCUCUCUCCCUUUCUCUCUCUCCUUUUAUCUCUCUCACUCUCCCUUUCUCUGUCUCUCAAUUUCCAUUUCUCUCUCUCCCUUUCUCUCUCUCUCUCUCACUUUCCCUUUCUCUCUCUCACUCUCCUUUUCUCUCUCUCUCACUUUCCCUUUCUCUCUCUCCCUUUCUCUCUUUCUGUCUCUCUCUCUCUCUCUCCUACUCUACCUCUUCUAUCUGAGUCUAUACAUAUCUAUCUGUCUAUUUAUCUGAGUCUAUACAUAUCUGUCUGUCUAUCUAUCUAUCUGAGUCUAUACAUAUCUAUCUUCUAUACAUAUCUAUCUGUCUAUCUAUAUCUCUCUAUCUCUCUCUCUCUCUCUCUCUUUCUCUCUAUCUAUCUAUCUAUCUAUCUAACUGAGUCUAUAUAUAUCUAUCUGUCUAUCUAUCCGAGUCAAUACAUAUCUGCCUAUCUGAGUCUAUACAUAUCUGCCUAUCUUAGUCUAUACAUAUCUAUCUGUCUGUCUAUCUAUCUAUCUAUCCCAACAUUCUCAGCAUUUCUUGUUUGUUUUCCACCCCCCCCCCCACUAUCUACAGAAAUAUUUUGCUUGUUAGGCCAAAAAAUGGAGGUAAACCCACCGACUACAAGUGCAACAGUUACCAAUUCUGUGGCGGUUCCGGCCGAAGUGGCAGCCCCAGAGGCCAAAGUUGAUUCACCUCCACCCGUUGUAAAAGCGGCUCCGUCACAACCUAUUCCAAAUGGAAUCAAAUUCUUAUUCGGUGGUCUGGCCGGAAUGGCAGCAACGUGUUUCGUUCAACCUUUGGAUUUGGUUAAGAAUCGAAUGCAGCUUAGUGGUGAAGGGGGAAAGGCACGAGAGCACAAAACCAGUUUCCAUGCAAUCCAGAGUAUCUUGAGGAAAGAGGGAAUUACAGGCAUGUACACUGGGUUAUCUGCUGGGCUUCUUCGUCAAGCAACUUACACUACAACUCGUCUUGGGGUCUACACAGCACUUUUCGACAAAUUUUCAAAGGAUGGCAAACCACCAAAUUUUUUCACCAAAGCAGCAAUUGGAAUGGCAGCUGGAGGAAUUGGUGCUUUUGUUGGUACCCCUGCCGAAAUUUCCCUCAUUCGAAUGACCUCAGAUGGACGCCUGCCACCUGAACAACAAAGAGGUUAUACCAAUGUCUUCAAUGCUCUCUUUAGAAUUACAAAAGAAGAAGGUGUAGUGACUUUGUGGAGGGGUUGCAUCCCGACUGUGGCUCGAGCAAUGGUGGUCAACGCUGCCCAGCUAGCAUCCUACUCUCAAGCUAAACAAUUUUUGUUAUCAACAUCUUAUUUCUCCGACAAUAUUAUGUGUCACUUCGGAGCCAGUAUGAUAAGUGGCUUAGUCACCACAGCUGCCUCAAUGCCAGUUGAUAUUGCAAAAACAAGGAUUCAAAAUAUGAAAGUUAUUGAUGGUGUUCCUGAAUACAAAGGUGCAUUUGAUGUUUUGUACAAAGUGAUUCGGGGUGAAGGCUUCUUCAGUCUGUGGAAGGGAUUCACACCAUAUUAUGCUCGUCUUGGACCACACACAGUUCUAACGUUCAUUUUCCUUGAACAGAUGAACAAGAAUUACCGUUUAUAUGUCAUGAACGACACCAGUGGACGAGGAGGGUUGUAG
This is a messenger RNA of Acanthosepion pharaonis, 2109 nucleotides long. The record is from the annotation of a GenBank genome assembly. Lineage: Eukaryota; Metazoa; Mollusca; Cephalopoda; Sepiida; Sepiidae.